AGUUGUUCGUUUCCCAGCUGUCCUGCAAGCAAGAAGCGCCUGGCUGGAAUGGGGCUCUCCCCCCCGACUCCUGCUGCUCAGGAGCCGUGGGCGAUGGGGGCAGGCCGGCCGGCAGGCUGUGGCCUUGCAGACCCCUGUGUUGGGAGCCUUCCUGGCACACCUGGCCUGCUGGAAGUUCCCUGCGAAGAGAUGGAGCAAGCGGCGGUGGGGGAACAGCAGUGCGAGGCGGCUCGCCGGAAGCUCCGGGAGAUUGAGGACAGAAUCACAGACGAAGACGAAGAAGACGGGCUGGUGGGGGAGGAGCCUGUUGGCAGCCUGCCCACUCUCGUCCUGUCCGACACCCUUAAAGCAGGGCUGAAGAGGGAUUAUGCUGGAGACCUGACGAAGAAAAUAAUAGAGUCCAUGAGUCGUCCCUCCAUGGAGCUAGUAGUCUGGAAGCCUCUCCCUGAAUUCCUCAACAAAAAAGCAAAGUCUGUUUCUGUUAAAGACUACAAGCCCGUGGCAGAAACGUGCCCCACAAAAUCAGCAACCCUUGAAGCUGCUUUCAGCCUCCAGACAGGAAAGUUCUCUGAGUCGCAGCAAGCAGAGAUGCCUUCACCUUUCUACAGCGCUGUGGAACCUGCUGGGUGCUCAGAAGAGGAGAUGGAGUUGUAGAAACGGGGGCAGCUUGCUUAUAUUUCUUCACCCUUUGGAUGUGUGGGUAUUAGAUGGUGUAGAGGAGAGGGACGUGUAUUUUUAAGGUGACGGUCAGAAGUAUGAGAUGGCUUCAGGCCUAGGAAAUGGGAAAAAGUCAUUUUAUACUCCAAGAAAACAAGCUUGUUUUUAAACAAGAGAGUCAGAAAUGUUGGUUUGUCUGGCUCAUUGCUAAUUUGUAGAGUAAAAUUCAAGGAUUUGGGCCCUCCUGUAUGCCUCAUGAGCUAUCAGCAUUGUUCAGUGCUGAUCCCCACGGAAGAAGGGCUGCCAGCUGAUUUAGAAGGGGAUACAGGAUUGUGAGAUUAACUUGCCUUUGGACAGAUGAUGUCCGUGUGCGUACUUCUUGCCAUCCCUGGAGCUCCCUGGAGCCUUCAAGCAUGGGGUUAGGUAGCAAAGGGGCUUGAUCGACUGGAACUUAUUUUUGGUCCACAGAACAUCUGCUUCCUUUCCUCUAGAGGGCUGCGGUCUCAUUGGAGAUCCACUUGUGAGUAUUCUCAGUAGGAUUCUGAUAAUAUGUGAAUGAGCAACUUGGAAAAGAAAUUUCUCCAAGUGCUUUUUCAGCCUGUCAUGUCAUUUAGCCUCCUGCAGAUUUUGCCUCUACAGACCCAGACAUGAUUGCUGACUUAAAGCCAUCUCCACUGAGAUUCCAAAAACAGCUGAUCUGUCAGGCUGCUUAAGGCACUGUCACAAAUGCCAGUUUUCUGGAUCGAGAUGUCAAAACAAAUUUCCUCGGGUGCCAGAAAACCACAGAGUUAACUUUACACAAUGCCAGCAAUCUGGAUAGUGGCUGUAGGGAAGCCACCACUUGGUCACUUCCUGGAGUGAGAUGCUAGAAUCUUCUGCUUCGUUUGCCUUUGUGUUCCGUUGCCCCAUUUGUUUUUUUUUUAAUUUUUAAAAAAAUUCUGUUAUCAGCACAGGUGAGCCUCUGUGGGCUAAUAUGCAAACGGCAUUUCUAUUUUGAUAGUGGAUUAAAUAUUAACACUUUGCAUAUGUCUGAAAUAAGCUUUUCAUGUAACAUUUAUUUGUUAGGCCUUGAUUUCUGUGCACAGCUGUCUUGCUUUUAAAUAGUUUUGUCUGCCGCAUCCCUGUCAGCUGAAGAGGCGCUUGCAGCUUCUCUCUGGCCGGAGUCCUGGCAUCAGACCUCUGUAGGGAGAGGCCAAGUUGCUCACUGUGGGGAAGGGUGCCCUGUGCACUUGCCUGGAAAUGUAGCUGGCUCAGGUAUCCUCAGGCAAGUAAAAGGAAGCUGCUUGUUCUCCCCAGAGGUGCAUCGGGGUCCAUGGGUGAUGUGUGAGAGCGCCUCUCUUAGCCCAUGUCCCUCGACAACUCUGAAUUUGCCUAAUCCGGGACUGCCUUGCCAAAGUCCUGUUUCUUAUGGUUAGUUCACAGCCCUCUGAAUCCUGAUUGAGGGGAGGGGACACAGAAAGUGCUGUUUCCUGACAAACCCACCAUCCCUGUUUUUGCCACUGCACAGCUGCAGCUAGGUAACUGGCUGGGCACGAGUUCACAAGAAAUGUUGAAGGUUCGCAUAUUUUUGUAAGCUUGUCUAAAUCUUUCUAGAAUGGAUUCUUUUUGAGUUGGGGCCUGCAGAGUAAUUUCUCUAGUUUUCUCUAGCCAGAGACUGAAUUCUGUUUUGUGUGCCAUGCAAGGAAAGUGGGGUGUUUCUGGCUUUUUUUGCUCUGAACCAAGACACAUCUGAUUUUGGUCUGUCUUGUGUUGGACCAAAUUGUGACUUGUACAUCCUUAUUCUCAAUACAUCUUUGUAACAUUUCUAGAGUGCUGUGUGUUGGUCUUGCAAGGGGGAGGAGGGACAUAGGCUGCACAGGAACACACCUCACAUGUUUGAGAGACAACCAAGCCCUGCUUCAAUGACACCACUCUGAAGCUCAGCUGUUUUUAGCAGAGCUUUUGCCUGCCGGCUGGCUAACUCAGGGAGGACAGCUUCUAGUGCAGGAGACUAUGAUGUGUUUUGCCACCUUGUUACUGUUGCAGGACCUUCAGACCAAUGAGUCACCCACCUCCUGUAAGACAUGCUUAACCAU
This is a messenger RNA of Gekko japonicus, 2732 nucleotides long. It is a transcript of the gene CCDC117, whose product is annotated as coiled-coil domain containing 117. NCBI's taxonomy places the organism in Eukaryota, Metazoa, Chordata, Lepidosauria, Squamata, Gekkonidae. The transcript is spliced from 3 exons. The record is from RefSeq and is a predicted model, not a curated record. The coding region runs from base 49 to 654 and encodes 201 amino acids.